AUGAAGCCGCCUGGCGUGCCCAAGACCCUCCACCAGUUGCGCGAGGAGAAGCGCGAGCAAGAAGAGCAUGCCGAGGCUAUGCGUCGGGAGGCCCUCCAGCAAGAACUCGCAGCUGCAGAGGGAACAGAAGGGCCCGAGGGCGAGAUGGAUGACGUGCAGCUUGACGGCGCGGCAGAUCUUGACGAUGAGGUUCCAGAAGCUGGCGAGGACUUCAUGAUGGACGAUGACGAUGAGGAUGUGUCAGAGGAGGAAGCGUCCGACCAAAGCAGUGAACAAGGCGAGGAGGAAUAUCCCGCACUGGAUGAGGAAGCGCUCCGCGAAGAGCGUCAAAACGACCUGAUUGCGGCCCGCAUGCGUAUGACCGACGAUGCCUACCGCGAAGCGCUGAUACGCGGGGACCCCGAUGGUGACGAUAUGUACGGUGGUCAGGAGGAGGUGCAGGAAAACCUAGAAGGGCACAUGCUCGACGAAGAGGAUCUCGUCGGUGUGGAGGCAGACGAUGAUGCAGACUUGGGCAUGGAUGCAGAUCUGGACGAUGACAUUCCCGAGGCAGAGCACAGCUUCGGCGGCUAUGAACAUACAGACUCAGAGGCUGAGCUCAGCAGUAGUGAGAAUGAGCCGCUUUCGGACGAUGCGGCCGAAGAGGAGCAGCAAGAAGGGGAGGAGGACGUGGAUGACGAAGAAGAUGACAGUGAUGACUUCGCACCGAGGACAGUCCGGAUGGCCGAACCACAGUCGCCGACGAUGAGGGGCGUGGGCACUUUGGGAGCGUCCCGGCUCAGUAUGGACAUCAGCGGAAUUCUAUCACAGGAUGAGAGCAGCUUCAUGGAUAGCAGCCCCGCAGAAGCUCGACGUGCGCGGUAUGGCUGA
Messenger RNA from Emericellopsis cladophorae, 870 nucleotides. RefSeq lists its product as uncharacterized. Gene Ontology annotation, biological process: anaphase-promoting complex-dependent catabolic process. The transcript has a single exon. The coding region runs from base 1 to 870 and encodes 289 amino acids. Lineage: Eukaryota; Fungi; Ascomycota; Sordariomycetes; Hypocreales; Bionectriaceae. Gene Ontology annotation, cellular component: anaphase-promoting complex. The record is from RefSeq and is a predicted model, not a curated record.